AAACAGUUAUAAAAUAGUAGUUACAUUUUGUUAGAAAUUUUUGGCUAGAAAAUUAUGUUUUAUAACAGUAGCAAUUUGUGGUUCAUGUUAACAAAUUAAGAAACUUUAGAAGAACAAAAACGGUAUUGUCAUUAUAUUUGACCCACUAUAAUCAUGAAUUAUAUAAAACCUUGAGAUCUUAGUAGAAGAACUGGAGUUUUUGCAACAUGGGGAAAGUAAAAAAGACACCCAUUAAGGAUGAAAAGCAACAGAAGAUUUCAAGCUUUUUCCAGCAGGGUGGUACCAAGAAUAUAAAACCAUCAAACAGUGAACUGUUCACGACACUUGGGACAAAGUCAUCUUCAGUAGCUUCCAAUUUAUCUCUUAAGAAGAAGCAGUCCACAGAAUCUCUUGCAACUGCUGAAAAAUACAAUAUACUUCAUAAUACUUGUAAUCCACCCUCUACAUGUGUGAAUAGUAGAAUAUCUGAAGCACUCGAAGGAGAACAGAUAGAUGACAAAGUGUCCUGUAAGGAGCCAAUAGUCAUUCCUGAAACACAAUUAUUUAAAAGCCCUGCUGGAUAUCAGCAAAAAGAUAAAAAGUUUGACUCUCUCAGUGAUUGUGAAGAAAUCAUUAUUCCUGAUACUCCAGAGGAUUCCAAGGUAGAGGCCAAAGGAAAGAAAAUUUUUGGGAGGAGCUUCUUAACAUCUUCAGCAGCUGUUGGAAAAAAACCUGGUUUAACAAAAGCAGAAAUCAUUCAGAAGAAAAGACUUUCAAGAGCUCGCAAGAGUUUAGUUUCUAUAUCUCUGAACAGUCCUCUUAAUGUGGCUGUCAAAGAAAGUGAGGGAAAUUCAAAAGCAGAUGUGAAAGGGGAAAUGAAAGAAGAAGAAGCAGUUUUGAUAGAUGAUUUGGAGGAACAAGGGCCAGUAGUUGAUCUUGAAGCUUAUUUUGAUGAGGAAGCCUCCAAGGUGGAAAAUGAAUCAUGUACCAAAACAAAAAUCAAGGAAUGUUCACAGGAAGAAGCUGUUGAAGAAAUGGAAGAGGAAAAUAUUGAAAGUGAUGUAGAGAAUAUUUGUGACUCAAGUUUAAACCCAGCAGAUGCAGAGACACCUACUAAAAUGUAUGAAUCUUCCAUCAAGAGAAUGUCAAAGACAGGGGAAUCCCCUGAUGCUAAAAGACUUCCUGCUGAGGAAGAUUCCGUAAAUGGUAACGAUAGCCUAGCUACAGCUAAUAAGGAAAGUGUUAAAAGGAAUUUGAGUAGUUUUAAAGUAAAUGAAAAAAGGAAGAAAAUCAAACCCAAAGUAUCAGCUGUAAACAAUUACCAGCUAACGAUGAGAGUUCAUCGAAAGAAUGACAGGGAAAAUGUGAGUACAGUGAAUGAUGAUGUAUUGGGAGAACUGCUGGGAGAGCUGGACUCCAAGUCAAAUUCAGAUUCUCUGACAGUUAUUGACCAAAAUACCCCUUUAACAACUCUGAAGCUAAAGAGUAGAAAAUCCCUCUCCAAGAGUUUGAACAAAAAUCCAGUGGUAAUGAAACCAGCAGAAAUUUCUGAACAUGAACAGAAACUAUUUCAGUCCUUAGACAAAGAAGUCCAUAAAGAGUUUUCUGCUCCAAUGGAAGUCGGUGCUUCUGAUGGAAAUGAAUCAAAAUCGAUGCCUUGUACAUCACUGUCAAUGAAGCUUAAGUCUUCGUUAAGUACAUGUAAAACGGUACAAGGUACAGACAGAGAUGUGGACAUUGAGAUGGUUGGAACUCCACCUGUGAAUUCUGAGAUAUUGCCAUCUGCUACACAGAACAUUAAGGAGUUUGCUUCUCAGCAACCAAAGGUUCCUCCACUGGUGGAAGAUAUAGAAGAGUUCCACUCUCAGAUGGAUGACAGUCUUUGUGAUGGCUUAGAUGCUUUGUCACCAUUUAAAGUGAAUGACAAGUCUUCUGUAAUGAAACCUGCAGAUGCUGAAAUUGCAGUCUGCCAUAGAUAUGGAAGAUACUCUGUUGUGAAGAAACAUUAUGAAAACCAUGAAAUAACACUAGAAGUCAAGGCAUUUGGAUCAGAAGAAAUGAAGACUUGUGUGUUGUGUGGAUUUUGGUCAGACACCCACAUAGAAGAAGGGGAUACUGUCCACAUCCUGGGAACGUUUGAUGGCAGUGGACUCUGUAGGAUAUCUGAUAAAGAUGGAUUUAUCAUCGUGAACCCUGACUUCUUGUUGUCAGGGACAACAGUGGUCUCUAGUUUAUUCUGCAUGAGGAAGUCAAUCUUGAAUGACAAAUUUAAGGGUUGUGACAAAGGAAAUAUCCAGAUGUUAUAUGGCAGCAUCAUCCAUUCUGUAUUCCAGCAGGUUUUAAGAAAACAGAUAUUUGAAGAAAACCAAAUAGUCACAGAGGCAGAAAGCACAAUGAAACAGAGCAAAUACAUACAUGACAUGUAUGGUAAUGGGGUUACAGACCUGCAAGUGAUGGAGGAAAUCAAGAAAUAUGUCCCUCCCCUACAGGCCUGGCUGCAGAAACACACACAGUACACCCAGAGCAUGAUGGGAGGUCAAAGUAAAACUGGAAGCAACAUUACAAUUACUGCAGUGAAAGACAUUGAAGAAAAUAUUUGGUCUCCAAGAUUUGGGGUAAAAGGCAAAAUUGAUUUGAUAGUGGAUGUCAAGCUCAACAAGAACCAAAGAGGUACAGUGCCUCUGGAACUGAAGACAGGAAGGGCUACCUUUUCCAUGGAGCACAAAGGCCAGGUGACCUUGUACAGCAUGAUGAGUUCUGACAGACGACCAGAUCCAGGGCAGGGCCUGCUACUGUACCUCAAGCAGCCGGAGAUGAAAAUGAUCGAGGUGGAUCACCUCAACAAACGGGGCAUCAUCAACCUUAGAAAUGAGAUGGCUUACUACUUGAGUCAACAGAUCAAGGGAGUGACCAGUGAAGAUGGUCAUGUGACCUACAGCCUAGGGAGACUCCCGGAGCCAAUCAACAACCCCCGGGCCUGUAGCAAGUGUCCUCAGCUUCUCAACUGUGCCCUCUAUCAAAAAAAUGUAGAAAAUAGAACCCUGUCAGAUGGACACACCAUGCAGAGGCUGGUCCCUGAGACCCUGGGGCAUCUAUCCCCCUCCCACAUGGACUACUUCCUCCACUGGUGCCUCUUGCUGGACCUAGAGAACAAAUCGGGUCAGAAGUCAGGGGGUCUAAAGGAGAUCUGGUGUCUGACCGGGCCAGAGAGAGAGAAGAAAGGUGACUGUCUGAGUCGUCUAACAGUGUUACCUCACAAAACAGAGAACAUUCAGGAUCAGGAAUCUGUCUUUAUCCACUUCCACAGAGACACGGGGCCAGACUUUCCCUCUUUGAACUCUGUUGGAUUACUGAAACACGACUAUGUGAUAGUAACUGUGGAGAAUUCUGAGUUUAUUGCUGUGUGUGCUGGCAGUAUUACAGACAUUUCAGAGGAAGAAGUUGUCUUGUUGACAGAAAGAGAAAGCUUACAGAGGCUGACAAGUUUGAAGUCUCACCUCUUCCGAUUGGACAGAUAUGACAGUUACAGUACCUCAGGCAUAUUUUAUUCCAACUUGUCUCGGUUGCUCAAUGAUGAGCCUGUCAGCUGCAGAUUGCGGGAACUGUUGAUCGAGAAAAAGAAACCGGAGUUUGUUUUGAAAAUGUCAAAGGGAGAAAUAGAAAAAGUCAAAGAGGCUUUCAAGCGAUUAAACAAACCGCAAAAGACUGCUAUAUUAAAGGUUCUCAUGAGCAAGGACUAUGUUCUUAUUAAAGGAUACCCUGGAACAGGUAAAACCUCCACCAUCGUGGCUCUGGUCAAGGUCCUGACCUUGCUAGGUCACUCUGUGUUACUGACCAGCUAUACCCACUCUGCAGUAGACAACAUCCUCCUCAAACUCAUCAAGGAGAAAGUGAAUUUUGUCCGUCUUGGACGAACAAGUAAAAUCAAUUCCCAAGUGCAACCCUAUGGAGCAGAGAAACUUACUCAAAACAUCAGUAAUGUUGCAGAUCUGAGAGAAUUUUACAGCUCACAGAGGGUUGUGGCCACAACCGCACUAGGAAUGACCCACCCUGUGUUCACACAGAGGCGGUUUGACGUCUGUAUCAUGGAUGAGGCCUCCCAGAUCCUACAGCCAGCCUCCCUGGGGCCUCUGUUUAACGCCCACAAGUUUGUUUUAGUGGGGGAUCCCAAACAGCUUCCACCCGUGGUACAGAGUAAAGAAGCCAGAGGGCUUGGAAUGGACGAGAGCCUCUUCCUGAGGUUAGAGAAUGGACCCGCCACGUUUGAGUUGAAUCUACAAUACAGGAUGAACAGGGAUAUCAUGUAUUUAAGUAACACACUCAUCUAUAAUGGAUGUCUCAAGUGUGGAAAUGAUAGUGUUGCCAAUAAGAGAUUGAAAUGGGCUAAAGAUGGUCAGCUGGAAAAGGUGUUUGAGGAGUACUCUUGGAUGAGCAGUGUUCUAUGUGAUGAUCCAUAUAAGGCCGCCUUAUUUCUGGACACAGAAAAGGUUCCUGCAAAAGAAGAGAGGGACAGCUCAGGUUUAAUAAAAAAUGUGAUUGAAGCACAAAUAGUGCAAUGUCUGGUCAAGUCUUUCAUCGAGAUCGGUGUCACGGAGAAUGAUGUGGGGUUGAUUGCUCCAUACAGGAAGCAGGUGACUGUAAUUCGUGACCUUUUGACCUGUAACCCAGGGGUUGAAGUUAACACAGUUGACCAGUACCAAGGUCGAGACAAGGACAUCAUCAUUAUAUCACUGACCAGAAGUUUUACCUCAGCCAAAGAUGCAGAAACAAAGUCAGGAGAGCUGCUGAAGGACAUUAGAAGACUGAAUGUGGCUUUGACUAGAGCCAAGAAAAUGCUGAUUUUAGUCGGACAUGUUAACUCUUUAAAGAGUUAUCCUCCUUUACAGUCAGUGAUUGAAAUUCUGCAAGAAAAAAACUCUAUUGUUGGUCUACCUCAUGAAGCCCACUUGUCUUUCACCAAAUGAAAAGUGCUCAGUUUAAGUGCCAAAUUUCAUUUUUCUGUACAUUUAAUAGUAUAAAAUAAUUGAUAAUCUUAUUUCAUCGCAUCAAUUGUGCAUUUUGAGCAUGCAUUUCAUAAAAUAAACGAUUAUAAAUGCA
Molecule: messenger RNA, 5076 nt
Organism: Magallana angulata
Lineage: Eukaryota; Metazoa; Mollusca; Bivalvia; Ostreida; Ostreidae
Product: DNA replication ATP-dependent helicase/nuclease DNA2-like
Exons: 32
Coding region: 207-4943 (1578 amino acids)
Biological process (GO): replication fork reversal
Cellular component (GO): cytoplasm
Molecular function (GO): single-stranded DNA helicase activity; 5'-flap endonuclease activity
Source: RefSeq, a predicted model, not a curated record